This is a messenger RNA of Impatiens glandulifera, 2502 nucleotides long. RefSeq names its product nuclear intron maturase 2, mitochondrial. NCBI's taxonomy places the organism in Eukaryota, Viridiplantae, Streptophyta, Magnoliopsida, Ericales, Balsaminaceae. Bases 240 to 2372 code for a protein of 710 amino acids. The record is from RefSeq and is a predicted model, not a curated record. Gene Ontology annotation, biological process: mRNA processing. The transcript has a single exon.
GUUCUUACACAAUCGGUUAAGGGGCUGAAUUUGAAAAAGACUUUGUAAUCUUCAUUUCUUUUUCAUCCAAAAACAUUCAGCAAGAAAAGGGGAGAACUUGGAAUGUAAUAAUCGUCUUCUUCAAUUGGAAAUGACGGCAGCUGAAAUCAACUUAAGACUGUGCUUGUGCUUCACUGAAAAAUCUUCCACCGCGUAAGCCUUUGAAUCUUAUACUUGUUACUUUAUCGUCUGUAUCUCCGAUGCAUCGUCGCCUUUUAUUGUUUAGCCAUCGAACAUUAACAAAUUCCAAACCAGACAUACAGUGGUUUGUUCCUUGCCCUAGAAGAACUAAUGGGUUUAAGAUGUUGUCGUCGUUCAAUUCAACCCAGCAUAAUCGUAGUAGAGGUCCUGACCCGAAUGACCCAUCCACCUUGAUAAAAGAGGACGCAGUUGCUGUCUGUUCCCAGAUGUGGCUCGAUAAUUUUCGGGAACCUAAUAAAACCGAGGCCAAUUUGACUCAGUAUCUGCGUCGAUUUGAGUUAUGGGUAUUGUCUUAUCAGAAGGUUUAUGCAGAUGAUAUAGGUGCUUAUUUGCCUCGAAGUGGAAUACAAAGGUCUGCUCUUGAGGAUCUUCUUGCGCUUCGCAAUGCUGUUCUUGAUGGUAAGUUUAAGUGGGGAGCGAGGUUAGAUUUCUAUAUAAAGUCACCUAGGGAUAAGACUGAGUAUGAAUCUUUAUCGAAGAGGAAGAUUAAGGCGGUUUUGACAACUACACAGCCAAGUCCUUUUCAGGAUAAGAUUGUUCAAGAGGUUCUGUUCAUGAUCUUGGAGCCUGUUUACGAGGCUCGCUUCUCGCCUAAAUCGUUUGCAUUCAGGCCUGGAAGGACUGCCCAUACGGUGCUGAGGGUGAUAAGGAGGAAUUUCGCCGGUUAUUUAUGGUAUAUUAAAGGUGAUUUGAGUACUGUUUUGGAUGGGAUGAAAGUUGGGAUGGUUAUAGGUGCUUUGAUGAGAGACGUUAGAGAUAAAAAGGUUAUUGAUUUGAUCAAGUCGGCAUUGGUGACAUCUGUUGUCACAACUGCACCCCAUUUGGUCGAUACCAAGAAGAAGAAGAAGAGGAAGUAUCAGAAGAAGAGGGUUUUAGCUGACGACGAGCCAAAGCCCGAUCCUUAUUGGCUUGAUUCCUUCUUUGGUUUCGCACCUGAAGAAGCUGAAAAGGUUCCAAAUUGGGGACAUUGUGGUAUCCUUAGUCCCCUUCUUGCCAACAUCUGUCUUGACGAAUUGGAUCAUUGGAUGGAAGACAGGAUCGAAGAGUUCUACCGCCCGUCCAAAACCGACGUCAUUUGGAAUGCUCCUGAAGGGGAAGUUGAACAGGGGAAUACUUCUUGGCCGGAGUUUGUUCCCACCAGUGGUCCAGAUAAGACGAGGAAGAUUGAUUAUAUCCGAUUCGGCGGUCACAUUCUGAUCGGCAUACGUGGUCCAAGAGCUGAUGCUGCAAUUUUGAGGAAAGAGUUAAUCGAAUAUUGCGAUCAAAAAUAUCAAUUGAAACUCGAUAACGAUUGCCUCCCUAUAGAACACAUAACCAAAGGGAUAAUGUUUCUCGACCAUGUAUUAUGCAGGAGAGUUGUGUAUCCAACUCUUCGAUACACAGCAACAGGAGGAAAGAUCAUAAGCGAGAAGGGAGUAGGAACUCUUCUCUCCGUUACUGCUAGCUUGAAACAAUGCAUUAGGCAAUUCAGAAAGCUGAAUUUCCUAAAGGGCGAUAGAGAUCCAGAUCCUCAGCCCUGUUUUAGAAUGUUUCACGCCACUCAAGCUCACACAAACGCUCAGAUGAACAAGUUCUUGGGGACAAUGGUGGAGUGGUAUCGAUACGCUGAUAAUAGAAAAAAGAUUGUGAAUUUUUGUUCGUAUAUUAUUAGGGGUUCUCUGGCGAAGCUUUAUGCUGCGAAAUAUAAACUACGAUCGCGUGCCAAAGUUUACAAGAUUGGUUCGAGAAAUCUUAGUCGGCCUUUGAAGGAUAGAAAAGGAAUUUCGCCCGAGUUUCAUCACUUGUUGAGAAUGGGUCUUGUGGAAUCUAUCGAUGGACUACAGUACACUCGAAUGUCGUUGAUACCUGAGCCAGAUUACAGUCCGUUUCCCGCGAAUUGGAGGCCUGAUCAUGAGAGAACUUUACUUGAAUUGAUUAGUCUCGAUGAUCCAAAGACGAUAGAGGAGCAGAGAACCUCUCUUAGAGAACAGGGACUUGUUUCGCCUCAGGAUUUCAUGUCAAUGCUUGUAUGGAAUUACAAAAAGAUUGGUGUUCUUAGGAAUCAAGAGAAUGAUCAUACCAAAGAAUUGUUAUCUGGAUCCAUCAACAAUAUUAAUGGUGAAGAAAAGGCGGUUCAAGCAGCACAAGUGUAGAACAUAAUUUAUUUUGUAUGCGUCCUGAUUUCACAGAAAGGUUUUUCUUAGAAGUUCUAAUUUGAUAUUAUUCAAGGAUUUUUCUUAGAACUUCUAAUUUGAUAUCAUUUUAGUAAGAUGUGAUUUCAUU